UAGUCUUGUACACCAUAGGGUUGGAGAAACAGAUGAGCCAGCGAUAUACAGGAUAAAGGAUGACCUGGAAUUUUCUGUAGAGAUAUAUGAGUGGUCAGGAAAGAGCUGGGAGCCGUAUGUUGCUAAUUGUGCAGGUUCAGUUUUACAUGAUGAGCCCGUAUAUGUUGAAAACCUUGUCAGCAGACAAGAAGGGUUUGUUUCAUACUUCUUUCAAGGUUCCUGAUGUCUAUGGUGUAUUCCAAUUUAAGGUUGAAUAUGAAAAGCUAGGCUACACUACAUUAUCUCUUUCGAAGAAGAUUCCGGUGCGGCCUUACAGACACAAUGAGUAUGAGAGAUUUAUUCCAACUGCGUAUCCUUAUUACGGAGCCUGCUUUACUACGAUGGCUGGUUUCUUCGUAUUCAGCUUCGUCUUCCUCUACCAUAGGUAG
Camelina sativa (false flax) is the source of this 428-nucleotide messenger RNA. Its product is annotated as dolichyl-diphosphooligosaccharide--protein glycosyltransferase 48 kDa subunit-like. The record is from RefSeq and is a predicted model, not a curated record. NCBI's taxonomy places the organism in Eukaryota, Viridiplantae, Streptophyta, Magnoliopsida, Brassicales, Brassicaceae. Gene Ontology annotation, cellular component: oligosaccharyltransferase complex; endoplasmic reticulum membrane.